Stegastes partitus (bicolor damselfish) is the source of this 737-nucleotide messenger RNA. RefSeq names its product voltage-dependent calcium channel gamma-3 subunit. The transcript has 3 exons. The annotation marks the transcript as partial. Gene Ontology annotation, cellular component: AMPA glutamate receptor complex; postsynaptic density membrane. The record is from RefSeq and is a predicted model, not a curated record. Gene Ontology annotation, biological process: transmission of nerve impulse; calcium ion transport; neurotransmitter receptor transport, postsynaptic endosome to lysosome. Gene Ontology annotation, molecular function: channel regulator activity; voltage-gated calcium channel activity. NCBI's taxonomy places the organism in Eukaryota, Metazoa, Chordata, Actinopteri, Pomacentridae.
GAACAUUUAGAGGUGUGUGUAAGAAGAUCGAUCACUUCCCAGAGGACGCCGACUACGAGGCAGAUGCUGCUGAAUACCUCCUCCGUGCUGUGCGUGCUUCCAGCAUAUUCCCCAUCAUGAGUGUGGGUCUGCUGUUCCUCGGGGGCCUCUGCGUGGCCGCCAGUGAGUUUUACCGAAGCCGACACAACGUUAUCCUCAGUGCAGGAAUCUUCUUUGUCUCUGCAGGCCUCAGUAACAUCAUUGGAAUUAUUGUAUAUAUCUCAGCCAACUCUGGCGACCCGGGUCAGAGUGACAGCAAGAAGUCCUACUCCUACGGCUGGUCCUUCUACUUCGGCGCCCUCUCCUUCAUCAUGGCUGAGAUGGUGGGCGUUUUGGCCGUGCACAUGUUCAUUGAGAAGCACCGCAAGCUACGGGCCAAAUCCCGCACCGAGCUAAUCAAGAAGUCCGCCUUCAGCCGCAUCCCGUCCUACCGCUACCGCUUCCGGCGCCGUUCCAGUGUGCGUUCCUCCGAAGCCCCCAGCCGCGAUGCCUCACCGCUGGGCAAAGGUGGCUACACAGGGCCCGCUGCCUCCGAGAUGCCCAUGUACACGCUGAACCCACGGGAGGCCGGCAACGCUGGCACCAAAUCAGGUGGCGGCAUGGGCGGGCUGCUCAAUUCAGAGAGGGAGUUCCUCCAGAGCAGCACGCUCACUAAAGACUACAGCAAGGACCCCAACCGCAGGACCACGCCUGUCUGA